AUGACCGCGAAUUACAACUACCCCUUAAUACGCCCCAGGCCACGACGCGGCCUGUCGCUCCUAUGCGUCAUUGCAUGCCUUUCAUGUAGUUUGAUCUUGACCAUCUGGUAUGGCAUGAACUCCGACCGCGACUACAUCCACCCCGUCCUCACCCAACUCAUCCCUGCCGGCCAUUGUGCCUGCCAAACAUCCACCACAUUUCAAUGCUCCACCUGUCUCUCCUGCCCCGAAACAGGGCUUCAACAACCCACCACUCCAUCUCCCAGCUGGCAAUGGGAUUACCCGCGCGAUGCUCCAAAUGAGGCCUUCGACCAGACGCAAUGCCAGGCCGCCUUCCCGGGUCUCUUCGAGGACGUGGCGCGAGGCGAGCGCCACUGGCGUGCGCAUGGUCGCCUUGCUACGGAGGACCUAGACGAGAUCCAUCUCCAGCACGGAAUGGCGCGCGCUUUCAUUUCGCGAGGCCAUUUACAUGUGGUUGCGGCGCGCGCGAAGGGCGAAGACCAUCGUCGCAAGAUCUUGGGGGUGCUGAGUUCGAUCCACCGUGCGCUGGCCGCGGAUCGAGAACGGGUUUCUAAACGCGACAUUGAGUUUGUAUUUUCGGUGGAAGAUAAGGUAGAGGAUGUCACAAGUCCUGAUUUGCCCGUCUGGGUCUUUGCUCGCACCCCAACGGAACAGGGAGUUUGGUUGAUGCCAGAUUUUAGUUUCUGGGCAUGGGAUAAUCCGAACAACUACAUUGGGCCAUUUGACCAGGUCGUGGAUCGGAUCCAGCGGUUGGAUAUCCCCUGGGACGAUAAGAAGCCCCAGCUGGUGUGGCGUGGAAAACCGAGUUUUGCUCCGAAGUUGCGUAGGGCGCUGAUUGAAGCGGCCCGGGAUCAAACAUGGGGGGAUGUGAAACAAGUGGAGUGGGCCACCGGCACUAACGUGCUCAGGAUGGAGGAACACUGCCAUUAUAUGUUCAUCGCACAUGUUGAAGGACGUGCGUACUCUGCAUCUCUCAAGUAUCGACAAGCCUGCAAUUCAGUUAUUGUCGCCCAUAAACUGCAAUACAUCCAACAUCACCAUUACCUCCUCGUUGCCGACGGGCCAUACCAGAACUACGUCGAAGUGGAACGCGAUUUCAGCGACCUCUCCGAAAAGAUCGAGCCCCUAGUCGAGAACACAGAAGCCGCACGCCGUAUUGCACAGAACAGCGCAAGGACUUUCCGCGAGCGAUACCUGACACCAGCUGCCGAGGCCUGCUACUGGCGUGCACUGUUCCAAGGUUACAGCAACGUGUGGAACAGUACCGUGAACCCAUGGUCCGAAGACUAUGGUAGAGAGCGCGGCUUGCGAUAUGAAUCCUUCGUAUUGCUCGAGAGUUCGCGCAUGUACGAAUUCCGAGCGGACAUCCUGCCAUAUGGCGCUGCAUAG
Messenger RNA from Penicillium pulvis, 1410 nucleotides. RefSeq lists its product as uncharacterized. Bases 1 to 1410 code for a protein of 469 amino acids. NCBI's taxonomy places the organism in Eukaryota, Fungi, Ascomycota, Eurotiomycetes, Eurotiales, Aspergillaceae. The record is from RefSeq and is a predicted model, not a curated record. The transcript is spliced from 2 exons.